This is a messenger RNA of Fusarium pseudograminearum CS3096, 579 nucleotides long. RefSeq lists its product as uncharacterized. Lineage: Eukaryota; Fungi; Ascomycota; Sordariomycetes; Hypocreales; Nectriaceae. The record is from RefSeq and is a predicted model, not a curated record. Bases 1 to 579 code for a protein of 192 amino acids. The transcript is spliced from 3 exons.
AUGAGAAGGCUCUAUAACACUGGCGAUGGCACAAUUAUAUCUGGCUCUACCAACGGUAGACUGGACACUACCAACUACGGCGGUCCUGUUGGUCGUCUCACUCCCGAAACACUCAUCGAGAGCGUUAGUGAAGUUCUAGAUAUUGCUCAGAUCGCUAUCGUCAAUUUCACAGGGGGGGUAGAUGGUGCUACCAGUGCGAAUGCUGGUUCCGAUCGCUUCUUGAAUAUCUCUAUGGACGCCCAGAAGCGUCUUUGUAGUCCUGAUUCCGACAUUGUUGGGGCUGUCAUGAUCCACGGCACCAACACAUUGGUGGAUACAGUCUUUGGCGUUGACCUUACCCUCAACUGCUCCAAGCCUUUCGUCGCCACAGGAUCGAUGCGUCUCAACUCUGCACUCUCAGCCGAUGGACCGUCCAAUUUUUACGACGCUGUUCGAACUACUGUUCACCCUGAAGCUCGAGACCGCGGUGCUCUCAUUGCCAUGAACGACCACCUCGUCUCGGCGUUUUACGCUACAAAGACAAAUGAGGGCUUCGACGCUGAUCUCCUCUACUCUGCGGCUAAGAAUGGUGCCAAAUGA